AUGCCUAGUAAUAAAUCCCAAACAGGAGAACCGACUUACCACUACACGGCGGAGGACCAGGCCGAAAUCAACCAAAUCGACGACUGGGACUGGGAGAUAUGUGAUCUCGAGCGGGGAUGGCUUGGACCAACAGAGAGGAUUGAAGAACAUUUCCACCGGCUUCUCAUAUCGAUGGGCUAUGCGGCUCAACGUAUGCCCAGUUUGAAAAGCCUGAGAUUUGAAAUCCAGAGUGAAAACGAGUUUAUUCUUUAUUUCCGGAAUACCGCCGACGGGAUUACCCUUGGGUGGGAGUGUUAUCCGGAAUAUCAGCCAGAUGAGCGGGUUGCCAAGGCCUGGAAUAUUGACCCGGAUGACCCGAAGGUUGACUUUGCUUACCAGUAUGACGCUUCUGUGGCACUGAAGAGCUGGCCGCCCGAACCACAUUCCUAG
Penicillium arizonense is the source of this 429-nucleotide messenger RNA. RefSeq lists its product as uncharacterized. Bases 1 to 429 code for a protein of 142 amino acids. The record is from RefSeq and is a predicted model, not a curated record. The transcript has a single exon. Lineage: Eukaryota; Fungi; Ascomycota; Eurotiomycetes; Eurotiales; Aspergillaceae.